AUGUCAUGGCUGAAAAAGCACAAUCCCCAGAUUUCAUGGGAAAAGCACACUCUUGUUUUCAACUUGUUAUACUGUUCCAAUAAUUGUUUAUUGGUACCUACUGUCUUGGAACUUAAGGCAACAGAAGGAAUCCCUAUCCCCUAUCAGGAAUUUUCCAAGGUCUUUUCUGAGGAAGAAUCAUCCAAAUUGCCACCCCAUUGCCCUUAUGAUAUUGCUAUUGAGUUGCUUCCUGACGCAAAACCCCGGCAUGGCCCCAUAUAUAGUUUAGGCCCAAGGGAAGAUGCAGAACUGAAGCAAACCAUAGAAAAACAACUUAAGGCCGGUCUGAUUUGUCCCUCCAAAUCCCCUAUGGCUUCUCCAAUUCUAUUUGUCAAAAAGAAGAAUGGAAAACUACGCAUCAUGACCAAAAAGAACGUAUAUCCCUUACCUUUGCCACAGAACCUUAUUGAAAAGUUACAAGGCGCCAAGAUCUUUAGUAAAUUUGAUCUCAAGGCAGGAUAUAAUUUAGUCCGGAUCAAAGAAGGCAACAAAUGGAAAACAGCCUUCAAGACAAAAUAUGGACUAUUCAAGUACUUGGUUAUGCCCUUUGGGUUAACAAAUGCGCCGGCGGCUUUUCAAGAUAUGAUGAACAAGAUAUUCAGGGAUCUUCUGGAUGUUUAUGUCAUUAUAUACCUGGAUGAUAUCCUAGUCUUCUCCCUGAAUGAAAGAGAUCAUGAAAACCAUGUUUGGGAAGUAUUAAAAAGGCUACAAGACAACAAUCUCUUCUGCAAUAUUGAAAAAUGUCACUUCCAUGUCAAAAAAAUUGAUUACCUGGGAUUUAUCAUAUCAGAAUUUGGCAUAGAGGUGGAUCAAUCCAAAGUCACGGAUGCAAUGAACUGGUCAACGCCUAAGAAUGUCAAAAACAUUCAAGAAUUCUUAGGAUUUGUAAAUUUUUAUAGACAAUUUAUCCCCAAUUUUGGUAACAUGGCACAACCCCUAUACAAUUUGCUCAAAAAAGACAGCCUAUGGGAAUGGGAAUCAGCGGAACAACAAUCCUUUGACGGUCUAAAGAAAUGCCUUACUUCAGCGCCAUUGCUCUUACAGCCGGACACAACAAAACAGUUUUACAUAGAAUGCAACGCAUUGGACUAUGCCACUGGAGCUAUACUAUCCCAACGUAACCCUGAAGGGAAACUGGCUCCAGUAGCCUAUCUAUCCAAGUCACUAUCUCCAGCCAAGAAAAAUUAUGACAUAUUUGACAAGGAAUUAUUGGUGGUCAUUAGGGCAUUUAAAGAAUGGCGCCAUUUACUGGAAGGAUCAGAAUUACCAAUCCAAGUUCUAACAGAUCAUAAGAAUUUGGAGUAUUUUUCUAUGUCACAAUCCCUGAACAAGUGUCAGAUCCAAUGGGCAAAUUUCCUAGUAGAUUACAACUUCCAAAUUAUCUACAGGCCAGGAGCACAAAACAAGAAGGCGGAUAUCCUUUCAAGACAUUACAAUUUGGUACCCCUUGAAGGGGGGGUAGAGAACCAAGUUCUCCUGAAACCGGAACUUUUUAUUUCAUCAAUCACACCAGACCAAGAAAUUAAUGAUUUGAUUGGCAAAGCAAUCUAUGAGGACAACCGUCUUAAAGAGAUCUUGUACAAACUCCAGAACAAGGAAAAGGUCACAGAUUGGGAAUUAAAAGAAGGAUUACUAUGGCAUCAAGGGAAAAUCUUUGUACCUAAGGACAACACCAUCAGGAACCUCAUCUUGGAAUCUAGACAUGACGCGUUAGCUGCAGGACACCCAGGACAAGCUAGAACAUUAGAGCUUGUCUCCAGGAAUUACUACUGGCCAUCUCUAAAAAAGUUUGUCAACUCAUAUGUCAGUCACUGCAAAACCUGCAUUAGGUCCAAACCAACAAACCAAGCACCUAUAGGCCUGUUGAAACCACUGCAAAUUCCAGAAAGACCUUGGGAAGACAUUGCCUACAACAUGAUUGUAGGACUACCUAUUUCAGAAGGCUUUGACGCAAUCCUCACUGUCAUUGACCGAUUCUCAAAAAUGGUUCAUUUCAUUCCCACCCAAUCCACGGCGUCUGCUAUUGACAUUGCCAACUUGUUCAUCACGUAUGUUUGGAAGUUACACGGAUUACCCAAAAGUACAGUCUCAGACAGAGGGCCUACAUUCAACGCCAAGUUCAUUUGCCAUCUUUAUAAGAGACUAGAUAUCAAGCCAACAUAUUCUACGGCAUAUCACCCUCAAACAGAUGGCCAGACCAAACGCAUACAGAGAGAAGCCAAGAUCUUUAUACGCAUGUUUGGAAAUCAUUGCCAAUCAGAUUGGGUAUCAUUACUACCCUUGGCCAAAUUUGCUUUGAACAACUUAAAGCAAACUUCCACUGGCAAAUCCCCAUUCCAAAUAUGUUACGGCUAUAAUCCAAGAUUCUCAGUAGGCCAGAAAUCAGAUGAAGUAGUACCCAAUGCAGACGAGCACGCAGUAUUCCUGGAGAAAGGCUACAAUGAAGUCAAAGCAGCACUCUCCUUGUCACAGGAAAGGAUGAAGCACUUCUAUGAUCAAUGCCAUAGGAAAGAAGAAGAAAUCCAAGUAGGGGAUAAAGCCUGGUUGAGUCAUCAGAAUAUAUCCACCAACAGACCAUCCAUGAAGCUUAGCCACAAAAACUAG
Molecule: messenger RNA, 2643 nt
Organism: Rhizoctonia solani
Lineage: Eukaryota; Fungi; Basidiomycota; Agaricomycetes; Cantharellales; Ceratobasidiaceae
Product: Retrotransposable element Tf2 protein
Exons: 2
Coding region: 1-2643 (880 amino acids)
Biological process (GO): DNA integration
Molecular function (GO): nucleic acid binding
Source: RefSeq, a predicted model, not a curated record